UAUUUUAAAAUGUAUUUACUUAGCCAUAUAGAGGUCACUAUUGACUAUGUAUGAUUCAAGUUAUAAAUAAAUAAAUAAUAUACUAUCCCAGUAAAACUGGGUGUCUUGGUAUUUGGAGCCCUGGGUGAGAUAUUGACAACAGAAGAACACCAGCUAUCCAAGAAGAUCUUAAGCAAGCUGGGAGUGUCACAAAAGCACUGGGAUAUACUAAUGGCCAACAUCGCAUUGUCAGUGGCUAAGGCCUCUGCCCAAAGCCUCAUGCAUAGGCUUCGGCAAUGAGACCGUCUUUCAUCGCUGUGAAGCACGCCGUUUAUCCAGAGCCUCAGGAAGUCCGCCGGAGAAGACGACCAAGCCAACCAAGGAGCUCUAAGUUACCAAAUAAAGUAAGGAAAGCAUGCCGUAAUCGAUAUACCAUGUUACUAAAACGUCAAAGUUUAUAUAAGGAAUCCGCUGACAGACGCGGACUCGGUAAUGACGAGUUAUGGAGUUGAAGGACAGGAGACAGAAAGGCUACCCGAGGAAGACUUCGGUGCCUACUGCAAGAGAUUGGCACGUCGGGUCUCCGACCAGCAAGUGGAUUGGUUGCUUGAUAAGUGGAGAUCGAUGAAUUAUGGAAGGCUUGUAAUCAAGGGAGAGGAGUGUAUCCGGUUUCCAGCAUACAACUCCUUCAAGAUGGAGGACUGGAUCGCGAGGAGAGUCCUUGAAGCAGCUGAGGAGCAGGUCCAUGGCCUUGGGGCACUGAAAGAAGUACCAUGCAGGCUGGGAUGCCUAAACGUUGAGACAGCGUAUCAUGUCAUCUCUGCAUGUGGGAGACAAACGCAUCUUACGAGGCAUGAUACGGCUGUGAGCUCGAUAAAAUUCCCAGCAUUCAAUUCCUUCAAGAUGGAGGAUUGGAUUGCCAGGAGAACCCUGAAAGCUGCAGAGGAGCAGGUCCACGGCCUUGGAUCCAUUACAGGGGCUCCAUGCUGGUUGGAAUGCCAGAACACCGAGACUGCCUACCACGUGAUAGGUGCAUGUGGGAUGCAGACCCACCCUGCCAGGCACGACUCAGCGGUCAGUUGGAUAAUAAGGACCAUCCUAGAGGCAACGAGAGCCCCUGAGGACGAAAAGCUCAGCGCUUUCAAAUCCCGAGCCUCGUUUGACGCCGAGUACCUGUGGGAGGAGCACAAAGUUGAGAUCUGCGCGGAGCCAAGCGUCAAAAAAUAUUCGUCAAAAUUCUUUAUUUUAAUUUAAAAUAAUUUAAACAAUU
This is a messenger RNA of Cotesia glomerata, 1249 nucleotides long. RefSeq lists its product as uncharacterized. The coding region runs from base 472 to 1233 and encodes 253 amino acids. The transcript has 2 exons. Lineage: Eukaryota; Metazoa; Arthropoda; Insecta; Hymenoptera; Braconidae. The record is from RefSeq and is a predicted model, not a curated record.